AUGAGGUUCCGCACACACCCGAUCGCCAUCGUAGCCGACAUCGAGAAGAUGUACCGACAGAUUCAGCUGCAUCCCAAGGACCGACCGCUUCAACGCAUUCUCUGGCGUUCCAACCGCGACGAUCCGCUCAUAUCGUACGAGCUCCAAACCGUUACGUACGGUUUUGCAUCCGCGCCAUUCCUGGCAACUCGCACCCUCCUACAAGUUACACAGGACGAAGGCGACAAGUACCCCGCCUCCGUAGAUGCUGUGAAGCAGGAUUUUUACGUCGAUGACUUUUUAUCGGGAGCUGACGAUGUCCAAUCCGCAAUCCGCCUUCGCCAAGAAGUUUCCGCCAUGCUUACGUCAGCUGGCCUUCCGUUAAAGAAGUGGGCAUCCAAUUCCUCCGAAGUCCUUGCGCAAGUCCCGCAAGAAGAUCUCGCUCUACUACCACUGCAUGAUCUCCAGGACGAACAAUCCAUAUCCACCUUAGGACUCGUUUGGGAGCCGAAGUCCGAUACGAUGCGCUUCAAGGUCCAGUUGCCGUUACCAGCACCCGUCCUGACCAAAAGGAAGGUCAUGUCCUACAUUGCGCAGAUCUUCGACCCACUAGGGCUAGUUGGCCCGACAAUCACCGUAGCGAAGCUGUUCAUGCAGCGCCUGUGGGCAUUGAAGACCGACGCAGGAGAUUCAUACGAGUGGGAUCGUCCGCUGCCUCCGCGUCUACAAGGCGAAUGGAAGGAAUUCCAUGGUACGCUAGAUGCAAUCUCCAAAAUCCGCAUUCCCAGAUUCGUGUCGCAGAUCAAGACCGAAACCAUCCAGCUGCACUUUUUCUCCGAUGCUUCAGAGAAGGCAUAUGGUGCAUGCUGCUACGUCCGUUCUGAGUCAGCUGCAGGGAUUCGUGUUCAGCUGCUAACGUCAAAAUCCAAGGUCGCACCGUUAGCCACCUGCCAAUCGAUUGCGCGCCUAGAGUUGUGUGCCGCUGUGUUGUCGGUUAGCCUAUAUGAGAAGGUGAUGAAGUCCCUUAAGACAUCGUGCGAAGUGUUCUUCUGGGUUGAUUCGACGAUAGUCCUCUACUGGCUACAAUCGUGCCCGUCGCGCUGGAAAACGUUCGUGGCAAACCGAGUGUCCACAGUCCAAUCCUCUACCGCAUCUUGUUCCUGGCAGCACGUUCCCGGAGAAUCCAACCCAGCAGACCUUAUAUCACGAGGUGUCAAUCCAACCGAUAUCGUGAACCUCGAGUUUUGGUGGAUAGGACCGCAAUGGUUAGGGGUUUUGCCACACCAUUGGCCACGCACUGUGCUGCCAGCGUUCGAUUUAUCCACAAUGCCAGAGAGCAAAAGCAAUGUCGCCGUGAUGUCGGUAACGGUAGCCGAACCAUCGUUUUCCGCUCGACUGUUCAGUCGCUACUCCAGCUUUACAAAGCUACGACGUUCCAUCGCGUAUUGGAUGCGAUAUUUCCGCUCUCUACGAGCUGCCGUGCAGAAAACCAAGCCAGAGCCGUUUGACUCGCUUUCAACGGCCGAUCUACGCGAGGCUGAUUUAGCCUUGUGUCGUGUAGCCCAACGGGAGAUGUUCUCCAAGGAGCUCUCUAAAAUAACCAGACGUGAACCCCUUCCCGCAUCGUUAAAGGUGUUGAAACCGACGAUGUAUAAAGAUGGCGUUAUUCGAGUCGGUGGGAGACUCAAAUACGCCGUAGUUUCGGAAGAAAUGAAACACCCGAUAAUGCUGCUUGCGAAGCAUCCGCUGUCCGUGUUGUUGACCGAGUACUACCACAGCAAUCUGCUACAUGCAGGACCACAACUGACGCUAACUACACUGCGUCAGAAGUACUGGGUGAUUGGAGGACGCGACCUCGUUCGCCGCACGUACCAUCAGUGCCACACGUGUUUUCGCAGCAAGCCCCGUUUGAUCCAGCAAACCGUAGCAGACCUGCCGUCCUCGCGAGUCUCGCCAACUCCGUAUGCGGUGUAG
Messenger RNA from Topomyia yanbarensis, 1953 nucleotides. RefSeq lists its product as uncharacterized. The record is from RefSeq and is a predicted model, not a curated record. NCBI's taxonomy places the organism in Eukaryota, Metazoa, Arthropoda, Insecta, Diptera, Culicidae. The transcript has a single exon. Bases 1 to 1953 code for a protein of 650 amino acids.